Molecule: messenger RNA, 333 nt
Organism: Hydatigera taeniaeformis
Lineage: Eukaryota; Metazoa; Platyhelminthes; Cestoda; Cyclophyllidea; Taeniidae
Source: the annotation of a GenBank genome assembly
GGUGGUGGUGGUGGUGGUGGUGGUGGUGGUGGUGGUGGUGGUGGUGGUGGUGGUGGUGGUGUACAGAGAUGCGACAACACCGUCACCGUCACCGACACCGACACCGACACCGACAUCGAGUGUACACAACAACUGAUGUGGGAGGAGGAGGAGGAGGAGGAGGAGGAGCAGAGUGUCGGUCUCGAUGAGCCGAAGCCCGGCACUUCCCCUCUUAUCACAUUUUUAUUAAGCAGAGCAUGUUUGGUCAGCUGCACUCUUGCCUUGACAGCGAUUCCUUGUCGGGUUCACCUGGUGUUGGUAAUCCCGAUCUUUCUUCUUGUUCCUUCUGCGUGA